This is a messenger RNA of Stegastes partitus (bicolor damselfish), 1937 nucleotides long. Its product is annotated as protein HEG homolog 1. The record is from RefSeq and is a predicted model, not a curated record. The transcript has 11 exons. Lineage: Eukaryota; Metazoa; Chordata; Actinopteri; Pomacentridae. Bases 218 to 1096 code for a protein of 292 amino acids.
CACCCCUACCAGCACUGUCACCAGCAGCAACACAAUAACAGCAGCCCCAGCACCCCCAGUCAUAGUGUGUCUUGCCGGCUCAUGUCCACCUGAAAGCGUUUGUCUUAAUGGUACCUGCCAGUGUCUCUCUGGCAGCUUCCUGUUAGAUGGACGUUGUACACCUGCUCAAGUGUUUCCAGGCCAGCUUCAUAUCGUCUCCUUGCAAUUUCAAAAUGAAAUGCGCAACAGGUCCUCGAGCGUGUUCCAGAAAACCGCGGCUGAGAUCUCAGCAGUGCUCGAACGUGCCCUCAGAAACCAGCCGGGGUACAUACGCUCUGAUGUUGUGCAGCUUGAGCCAGGAAGUGUGCAAGCUACUGUGAAUAAUGUCUUUGGAACAACCAAUGCAACUCAAGAGUCUGUUAAUCAGGCCAUUAAUCAGGCUGCAGCUAACUCAGACGGACUUCUGAAGAAUGCUACAUUUACACCUAAAAACCUGUGUGAGCAGCAGCCAUUGCCUUGUGACGUCUCCUCUACAAUGUGCACAAACACAAACGGCCGAGCUGUUUGUUCCUGUAAAGAGGGCUACAUCUCCAUCGUGUACUCAAACACCAGCUGCAGAGCGUGUCCAAGUGGGCAGAGAGCAGUGGGAGAUGCAUGCCAACCAUGUGCGUUUGGGUAUGCCGGCUUCAACUGCAAUGACUCGGCUCUGCUGGCAGUCGUGGUCAUCUCCUGUGUGCUGGGAGGAACUCUGCUCAUCCUCAUCCUGGCUCUGCUCAUAUUCUGCUGCUGGACGAGAUGCUCGGAGAACAAAAGCGACUUCAGCAGCAGCAGUCCAUAUUCAUCCAACGACGUAAACCAGCCGUGGCCGACCGGCGUCACCCCGAUCCCUCGAGCCACCUCCAACUGGGACGCAGCUGCUCCCAUAGAGAUGACAGAAGGGGGCAGCACUCAUGCUCUGGUGGACAAAAAGCCACAAAGCAACGGACUGUCGGGAUCGUACGAUCUCAACACAGAUGGAAUGAAGACGUUCAAGGGUAGAAACCCAUCCCGUUACUCGUAUCUGGUCCAAGGCCACGAGAACCCGUACUUCUUACCAGGAGACGAGAGGAAAAACUGAAAAUCACAAAGAAGUGGGGGAUCAAAAAAGAAGUCACUGGUUUGGACAUUUGCUGAGCAGGACUGUUUUAUUUACGAUAUUUGCUUGGAUUAAUCACAAAGGACAAGAAGAGAUCGGCAACCAAAGAGAGUCCUUUCUUUAUACAAGCAAGAACAUUUUUAAAAUGCCUGCUUUUAAUGAUUAUAACCAGUAGAUGUCACUGUUGCUCUGUAAAGUUAGUACAAUAGUUUUUUUUUUUAAGGCUACAUUUGACCUCUGAUAUUUGUCUUUUGUUUUUUUUUUUGUCCUUUUUUAUGCUUUAAAGAAAUCAUUCUGUAGACUUUUAAAAUGAAGACUCUUACAUUACUAAUUGCACUAAAGUGUGUGUUACGUUUACCACAGGUUUGUCUCUGAAAUCAAAAGGUAAAUUGAAUGUGGGGCUUUCUGCGGCUACUAACUAUUAUUUUCUUGAGAGUGUGAUUAUUUUCUAGAAAAACAAAUGUUGAAGUGACUAAAGGGGCUGGAUCCCUGGUUGGGAGUGUUUUUUUUAAAGGGAUUUUAUUGUAGCAGUCUACAGCUGAGAACUCUGUGUUUGUUGAAGCUGCACUUGCAGAAAUGUGCCUGUUUUAAUGGUCGCUCUGACUAAAAGGAAACAUUAUGCAAAGCUGCUGAAGAAGCCUGUCUCUCGGAUGUGCCAAUUAUCUCUUGUAUACAGAUUCUUGAAGAUUAUAUAUAUAUAUAUCUUGAGUGUCUGAGACAGUGCACUAUUUUUUAAGUGUGUAAAAGUUUUGUAAAUAAUUGAGGAUCUCUUGGGAGAGAAUGUGUGCGUGUAUGCUGUGGAAAUAAAUUAAUUUAAAUGCAA